UGCGUUUAUAGACCAGACAUUAAUAUCGAAGUAUCAGUUAUCAAGAAGUACAAAAAAUAUAAUGAAUCAAUCUACGCUCUUGGCGAUGAGAUUCAUCUACAAUGCAUGCCGGGAUAUCGUUACUUGUCAGGAAACACAACACUGACGUGUAAUGAUGCUGGGCACUGGAAUGGCGAAAUGCUUAUAUGUGAAGUUAUAACGUGCACAGAGACCAAUAACAGCAAUGUUGAAAUUCUUUACCAAAACUUGAGCAUUGGAGGAACCGCGAAUUACAAAUGUAUCCCCGGAAGUUAUUACGAAGAGGGGAACCUUAAUCGAACAUGUACCAUAGAAGGAGAAUGGAAUGGCGACCCGCCAGUUUGUAAACAGUGCACGUGUCCUUGCGGCAUGAUCGGUUCUAUGCCCAUCAAGGAAUAUGAAAUAGAUAAACUACAUCAAAGAUUAGAGGAGUUAAAAUUGAACCUGAGGAUUUUAAAGAAUACCACGUCAAGAGCCAUCAGGAAUAGGAUCAGUGCUACCGAUGUCCGACCCUCGGCAGUGGGGGUGGGGACGGUUCUCGGGGCAGGGAUUUUGGUGGCUGUUUUUGGGAGCAUAGGUAUCAGUGAUCUCCCAAGGUUGUGGUCAAUCCUAUUUCGCCGAGGAAAAAUCUAACAGUAAU
This is a messenger RNA of Saccostrea cuccullata (small rock oyster), 658 nucleotides long. RefSeq names its product CUB and sushi domain-containing protein 3-like. The coding region runs from base 106 to 651 and encodes 181 amino acids. Lineage: Eukaryota; Metazoa; Mollusca; Bivalvia; Ostreida; Ostreidae. The transcript is spliced from 3 exons. The record is from RefSeq and is a predicted model, not a curated record.